CUCAAGACACUGCUGUUGUUGUAAUAGAUGGUCCAAGAGAUAUAGCGGCCAUAUCCGGGCAGAAUGCUGAGUUGACUUGCCACAUCAACACUACUAUUUCGGGUGAGAACCAUCUUAUACAAUGGAUCGCGUAUUCUGAUAGAACAGGCGGUCGACCCUUGUCACUCAAUGGGGACAUCCAAGCGACUGACAUGCAAAACAAGUUCACCAUAAGUUCCACGAAGCCUUACAAUUUGCUAAUACACACUGUAGGCAUUGCUGACGCUGGGAAGUACACUUGUAAUGAUGUGUAUACUGGAAUGCCGGUUGAAGAUCAGAACCAUUGGUUAGUUGUUUUGGAUCUAGAACCGUGCCCCCCAGAAAUGUUGACAUCAAGAGAAAACGAUACGAUUACUAUGAGCUGUCAGGGCAAAUAUGCAGGGCACAAAGAUGAUUCGCAGAAGCCAACUAUUACCUGGGAACUUAAUGGCACUGUCCAUACCGCGGUGACUGACAUGACAACACCAGGGUGGUUCAGGUCUGAGUUUCGGAAGACACUCUCUCGUUUGAAUGAUCAAGAAGAACUUUGUUGUACAAUGUCAAUCAGCGUCCUGAAUUUCAAACGUCGCUGUUCUAUUAAACUUGAUGUACAAUAUCCAGCUGAGAAGCCUGUCAUUUUCUUUGAUGGUGAAGCUUUGGACGACAAGGCAGUCGUAUAUGUCACAGAAGGAGAUAACGUACAACUACAUGGCAAAUCCCGCGGCAACCCUCCACCUGCAUACACAUGGACAUUUACACCAACUGACCAAUCGAAUGUAACUAUUGACGAGUCCUAGAUACAAAGCGAGUCAUCAACAUACAACAGAACCAGGCUGGGAUGUAUAGAUGUUGUGCGUCAAAUGAUCUAAACAAGAAGAUGUUAUGUAGCGGAAUAACGCUUCACGUUCACG
Messenger RNA from Owenia fusiformis, 929 nucleotides. Lineage: Eukaryota; Metazoa; Annelida; Polychaeta; Sabellida; Oweniidae. The record is from the annotation of a GenBank genome assembly.